AGGAAACACCGGAGAUGUGUUGAAAUAAAUAUAAUCCGAAUUUUAACAAAAAUAAUAAAUGAAGAAAAUCACACUUAACUCGUCUAGAAACAAGAACCCAACGAACUUUAAAUACUAAAAAAUGUAUUAUUAAAAUAUUUAAUUUUCUAAAGUCUACAAAACACAAUGGAUUAAUAAAUUGAUCAAGUUCCAAUGCAUUGAGCUCGCGGCCGUGUUUGAAAUUUGUUUGGUCGAUUUAAUGGAACAACUUGUAAAGGCAUUUCAAACGCAAAAAUUGCCAUAGUGAAUUGUGUGUACAACCACAGAGAAUCCAUAACCCUGUGACGCAGGCCGAAGCACAGAAAAUAAAUUAUAUUCUUGGUGCCAAAAAGUGGACAGUAAUACAAGAACCAGCUGCUGUUGUCCAACCAAUCCCAUCAAUAAAAUGACUAUAAAUAUAUAGAACUAAAUACAAGCAUUGCAACCUUUUUAUUUUCCAUUUAACAAUCUUGCGCUGUUGACUAUUUACCUUUAUAUAGCCAGACUAUAUAAAACUGUACAAUAAGACACAGGAACUCCAAAUCCUUCACAGAAGGCCAUUUUUAUUUAUUCCGCGCUGGAAAUUGCUUCGUUUUCGAACGAAGUUGAACAUUUGCCAAGCCACAAAAAACUUUUUGUAUUGUGUUCAAUUUAUUUUCAUUAAGUGAGAAAGUUAACAAAUUUCUAUUUAAUUGAAACAAUUGCUCUAAGCUUAAAAGCAAAUAGACUGUCAGCAGCAGCAGCAGAAUCAUAAAAAACGCGAGCUGCAUUCCAAAUAGAGCAAAGCAAUAACAACAACAAUCGCGGCGUGUACAGAUAGAGAUACAGAUACCAGGUUUUAGAUACCAGCAGAUACCUGUCUCUGGCCCAACCCUCUCUAAGACGUUGCUGCAUAAUUAUAUUCAUCUGCGUUUUGUGAGUGUGUGUGUGCGUGUUUGGUUGUAAAACGGAGCCCGGGGCAACAACACCAGCAACAGAAUGUAUCUCAUACAGACUGUUCAAACAACUUGGCGUCCCCAGUUGCCGCUGCCCAAAGACGACGACACGAAAGCCACAAAUCAAGCAACAAUUUCCCCAACCACAUCCGAUAACAACAACCACGCACUGGAGAUGGAGCGUCUGCGCCUGAACGGAUCCGGAUCCUCACAGCAGCAGCUGUCGAAUAAACAGAAAUGGUCCUUUGGUCGACUCUUUCGCAAAAAGAAGGAUGCGGCCGAUUGCAGCGCCAGCUCCAGCGAGGAGGACCGCAAGGCCGGUUUUGUACCCGCCCAGCGCCAAAGCGCAACGAAACCCAAGGCCAAACAUCACGCCAAGUCCGCACGGUGCAACAGCAGCAACAAAGCGCUCGGCUUCGAUCACAUCGUGAUGCCAUCAACCCAGUCCCAGUCUCAGUCCCAAGCGCAUCCCGUCCAGCCGCAGCACAUAGACAACGAGUUCUUUUUGCCCGUGGAGAUGGUACCGCCGGAGCCAUACUAUCAGAACCAGCCGGGCUACUACAGCCGCUCCAGCAACUCCCUAGAUCGCCGGCUCUAUCUGUCGCAGCAGGCGCCACCGGGUGGGAAUAUGCCGCCACCUAAAUCCCGUUCCGGUCACCGCGGCAAGGUGCCGGGCCACUCCAGCGAAGAGGAGAUCAUCUCGCUAAACUCCUCCACCUUCUCCAAGUAUCGCAGCGACGAGAGCAUACACAGCGGGGGCCAGGCGCUGCAGGGAUACGGCGCACCCGGCCAGAGUAGACGCAGUCGCGCCGCCCGCAACGAGCGCUACUACAAAAGAUUGUCCCGCGACGGCGAGGUCAGCCAUGGCGGUGUGCCUGUUCAGCAGCAGCAGAUGAUAGUGCCCACGCAGCGCUACAAAACGCAGCCAUUGCCCUUGUCCAUCUACCAGGCAGCACCCAGUUCCUCCGUCGCCGCCUUCUCCGGCUAUGUGCAAUGGCAGCCGCAGGUACCUCCCUUGCAGAACACCAUGCAGAGCGAUGCGAAGCGCAGCAUCAGCUACGAUAGCCAAAUGCAUAUGCAAAAUGCGAAUAAACGACUGCAGAGCAAGCCGCUGCCGCUGCCGCCACCGCCGCCCCCGAGAGAUCCCUUGCGGCGCGUCCAUGCCGGCUACAGUUCCAGCGAUUUGCGUCCCGUCUCGUACGCCUUCGAUCAGGGCGGGCGCUGUGUGUCCGACGAUCGGAUGUGGCAGCCACCGCACUACCAAUCCGUGCACUCGCUCAAUUCCCAGCCAGGCGGCGGCGGCUCCACAGCCAGUGCCCCGGUCACCGAGCAGCCCGAGCAAGCACAUCAACAUCAUCGUCGGUUCAUUACCCGCUCGGAGCGGAACGCCCUACCGGGCAAGAAGUCGCUGCCCAAUGGCAUCGACUUCCGCUAUGUGGCCGAUGCGACGCCGCGCUCAAGGAAGCCCAUUCACAUGCUGGACCCUAGCGGCGGACUGCGUGCGCCAAAGCCCGGCCUGCCGGCUUCCAGCGGCGUUUUGCGCACCUCAAAGAGCGGAUUGGCCAGCUCCAGCGAGGGUGGGCAGUCCCUGGCUAAGCCACGCUCCAUUUCCAGUUCGCGAAUCAGCGAGCUGCGUAGCUAUCCCAUACCAAUGUACUCUGAAGUGCAGAAGCCCAAGCGAACAGUGCCUGGUCCCGCUCCCGUUCCCACUCCGGAGUCGGAUAGCGUCAUCUGCGGCAGUUUGCACAUCAAGCCCGGCGAGCAUGGCAGCCAGAACUAUGUGGAGAUACGUCAUCGGGAUGUGUACAAGACAAACUCCAUGCCGCAUCAUUACCAGCGCCGUUCCGGUGAGGAUUUGCCCAACAAGUACGAGGAGUACGUGGCCGAGAAACGGGAACAGCAUCAACAGGCGCCGGCGCCCAUCUUUACCGAACGCAAGGGCAGCGCCCCAGCCAUAACGCCCAUCUAUUUUCCACGCAAGAAGCCUGCCAAUCUGGAGGAGGCCAUCAGCGAGCUAGAGGCCAUUUACAAGUCGCUCGGCCUCACCGAACCGCCUGAGCCCAAGUCGGAGCACAAGUCGGAGUCCAAGUCGGAGCCAAAGCCGCGUCUGCCCACGCCGAGUGACUUUGAGAAAUUCGCCCUGGCCCAUGCCGAUGACUACGAGGACGAGGACUCGCCGGCGGGUGAGCCGGAUCCGGUGCGCGACGAUGUCGCCUAUCGCAACCUGCAGCUAGCCAAUUUGCAGUAUCGCGCCGCGGACAGGCAGCCGCCCUUCGGGAUACCCGUCGGCCCGAUUGUGCCGGCGCCGCAGAGCGACUAUCUCCAUGUGGAGCCUGUGCAGAAGAAGAAGCAGAGCGGUUCGCCGGACAUUGUCAAGGAUGAUUUGGCGGUGCGUGCGCUGCGGAAAGAUCCGCCCGGGCCUAAGUCCAACUACAACUAUCCGAUGCAGAAAAAACAGCGCGCGACGCGCACCCAAUCCGCCAACAUAUACAAUCUGAUCCAGAGGGCCGCAGCGAAGCCGUCUGGCGGGGAUCUCAGCAGCUAUAUCGAGCUGACGCGCAGCAUCGAACGCGCCGGCUCCAUGUCCAAUCUGGGCGUGACGGAGCCGAGCGAUACCAGCGAUAUACCGGGCACCUUGGAUCUCCUGCGCAAGCUCAAGGCCCAGGACGAGGAGCUUAACAAGAAGCCGCACAUCCCAUUCAGGCAUCCGAAUCAGGGUGGCGCUAUAGCCCAGCUGCCAGAGCGUCUGGGACACGAUGAAACGGCAAAGUUGCCUCCGGUGCCGGCGCCACGCAAGAGCCUAACGCCCGAGCCCCUGCUGGAGGAUGCGCUGAAUAAGAUUGCGCAGGAUGCGCAGGCGAGCAGCAUCAAACUAACCCAGGAGCUGGACGAGCUGCGCAAGGAGGCGCUCAUCACGGCUGCCAGGCCCAAACUGAAUCCGGAGCAGCAAAAGCUGGAACAAGAGCUGCAGCAGAUCGAGGCCGUCUCCGAGGCGGCCAAGCGCUGUGGCCAACUGCUCCUCGACACUCUGCCCGACCAUGAUCAGCCGGACAGUGAGCAGCCGCACCAGCGAAAACUGCACAAGGAAGGGAAAUUGAUACGCGCCAUCGACGAGGUGUCCGAGGCGGCGAACGCGGUUUGCGAGAAGAUCCUUAAGGAUAUUGUGACCACCGAACCGCCCGUGGUUGUACACGAGGCGCUGCAGGUGAAGCAGGAGCAGCAGCUGGUGAUGCCGCAUCUCAUUAGGAAACUGGAUCCCAUACAGUCGGACAAGAUCGAGGCGAUUGCCAAGCGCUGCAUGCGACAGCUUAGCGAAUUGGCCGAACCCGAGCAGGAGCCGGAACCCGGGCCGGACUACGACAAUCUGGCCGCGUGUAAUAUGAGCACAGCUGGAACUGGAGCUGGAGUCCACGCUGAUGCCACUCUCAUUUGUCCCAUUGCAGAGGCCCGGACACGGGCGCAGGCCAAGUCCCAAACGCUCGACGAUAUCGAUCGCAUUAUGCAGGAGUGCGAGCGUCAGGCGCGGGAAACGGGUCCCGGGAGCAGCUGCAGCAGGACGGCGACAACAGCAACCACUGCAUCCAGCACGGAUGAUCAGCGCACCACGGCGCCCAGCAUGAGCAGCGGCAGUGGCAGCGGCAGUAGGAGUGGAUGUGGCAGUCACCAGGCAACCACUGUAAGCACCACCGCAUCCUCGUUCAGCUCCAGCAGCGAUUGCCUGGCCAAGUCAUCGAGUCCGUCGAAUGCCAGUCGGCCUAUGUCCUCGAGCAUAACCUCAUUUAAUCCGUACUCAUCGAGCGACUACAUCAAGUCGCAGAGCAGCGAUUAUCAUGCACCCAGCACUGAUCCCAUCAAGACAUUCAGCACCACGUCCUACGAUGCGGAGACGACGCCCAACAACACCACAAUCAGCACCACCAGCACACAGAGCACUACACAGAGCAGCACCACAACCACCGAGAAUCAAACCGCCAGCGUAGCGUCGCCGUCGCCGACCUCGUCGUCAUCCGCCUCAUCCCCGCCGUUGCAAUUGACGCCAGUUGGCGAACGCAGAGCACGCUCUUCGUCGCCCUCGCAGUACAAUUCGAGCGAGGAGCUGGCCGCCAUCUUUGGCAUCGAGGAGAAGCCAGUGAAACAGCUGCGUCGCAAGCAGCCGCCGGUUAACCCAACAGAAAAUUUUGCGGCGUCGAGUGACUUAUCCACAGCAUCCGCCACUGCCAAAACCAGCUGCCAGCUACAAGUAGAGGAAAGUCAACAGCAACAACAACUAUCGGACGAAUCAGUUGGCUCCUCAGCUCGAGUCUCGUAUCGGGGACAGCAUCCGCACUUUCAUCAUCAUACGACGCCCGCCUAUUACACGGAUCUGCAGCUGCGCAUCCAUACACCGAAUGCGUCGGAUGUUGGUGCGUUGAAUGAGAAUUAUCAGAGUGUGUACAGCACUCCCAGCACUCAGCUAGUGAAGCAGCGAAACUUUCCCAAGACAAGUGCGGCCCCAGCAAAUCAACGAGCAACGUUUUUUCGACUUGGCGACUCUGUGUCCACAGGGAAAAGCAACGGAAGCAGCAGCAGCAGCAAGGAACGCUGCGCCAAAUCCUUGCCGCCCUCUGUGAACCCUACAAAAGGUGAAGAAGUUAGCCGAACCGAAUCCUCCCCCCAAAAUCCUAUUAUUGCUAGCAAUAGUAGUUGUAGAUCACCAGUAGCCCCCCUGGCUAGCCCUGUAGUAGUUGCUGGUGCGUCCGGCCGCAACAGUCGCCACACACAUCGCUUCCAGCAGCGCUCCAAGCGGGCCGUGCGUGUGCGCAGCGAGUCGCGUCCAAUAAGCGCGCUCUACGACAUAAUAUGCAAGGAGAAGGGCCUCGGCGUAGGCGAUUCGACCACGACCAGCGGCAGCAGCAACGAGGAGCAGCAACCGGAGGAGCAGCCAGAGCAGCAGCAGCAAAAGGAGUUGGACAAAAGCGACAAGCUGGCGACCUUUUGGCCCUUGCAUCACCAAUUCCACAGACCUUCAAUGAGCAGCGUUAACAGAAACCCGAAAUCGGAGCAGUCGGAUAAGCGCCAGCAGCUGACCAAACAGAAACGCAUUUGCGCCUCAGCUGAAGCCGCCGGCUCCACGGAUGACAACGACGAUGAAUCGCCCUAUGCGCUACACUCUAGUCAGAAGACAACCAAUCUGGGUCUGAGCAAGGCCAACUCGCUGCCGCCCUCAGAGUCAAUGUCGAGCUACCUCAAGCAACAUGGGCAGCCCCAGCUCAAACUCCAAUUGGCGCAGCCCCAGCUCCAGUCGGCUUCGGCCAUGCCAGCAGUUCAUCUGUUGGAGGAUCCACCAUUGACGCAUGAGCGUGCGGCCAAGAGCCUGGAGCCAGCUGCAAGGAUAACAUCUUCGGCCUCGCAGCUGGUGAUGAGCUACAUGGACGGCCAACCGUUUAGUACGGAGCGCAUGUUUGUGGAGCCACCGAAGCUGUCGCUACCGGAGCUUAACCGUCGGGUCAGCAGCAAGAAGCAGCUGGACGCGGACGAGCAGCAUGAAUUGACUUCCACGACUUACAAGGAGGGCGAGGUCUUGGAGACGCUCGCCCGCUGGCAACAGGAGUUGAGCUCCACCAAUGACAAGUCCGCGCAGUUUUUACACGGUGCUAUUGGUCACAAUCAUCAUCAUCCCUAUCAGCGCGAACAUCAUUAUCAUGAACUGUCUGCAUCUCCCGCACCAUCUGACCAUCUGUAUCCCGUGGCACUAGAAGAUCCUCAACAGACCCAGACCCAGUCUCAGCCUCAGUCGCAAUCAACUCAUCACCAUCACCAAGCGACCAACGCACGCAGAUUCAUAACUCGGACGCCGCGCUCCGGCAGCCGUCAAAGUGCAGGCCACUCGUCGCCGCCACCGCCAGCCGGCUAUCACAGCGACUCAUCCUACAGCUCGCCAUCGCCCACACGUAGACACCACCCAGCAACAACUACAAUAGCUGCAACAGACGUAAUUGCAACCGAUCCGCAAUCCUCGGCGAACGGCAACAGCUCCGCUUAUGAGACGGCAGCCACCUCUGUGAUGACACAUGCCAAGCCGGCGCCAGAUCAGUUGCAGGCCGGGCACAUUGAAGUUCCUAAGACCACGUCACCAGCUUCUCAGACAAACGCAACGACCGUCGUAAGCACACGGCCCCCAUCCAUCAACUCAGCGAGCUACAACACAGUUUCCUUUGGAAGCGCCAACAACAAACGCAGCAUUCAUUUCACCUGCAACAACAACAACAACAUCAGCAGCAGCAGCAACAGCCGCAGUCGCAGCAACAAUAACAGUCAACUGCAACAUUGCCGCAUUUUUAGUCAGACCACGCCCAUGCCGCCUCUCGCCACGCCAAUAAUUGUGCUCAAAGCAACGGCAUUAACAGCAGUUCCAGCAUCGACGCCGGCAGCAACGCCGACAGCAGCGUCACCUUCCAAGCGGCGCAAAAAUUUGCUGUCGCCGCUGCGCAUUGUCGGCACGUACACGUCCACGUCCGCAGCCACGCCCCCGCAGAGCAGUCCACUCUUGAGCAGCUCCUCAUCCUCGUCCCAAUCCUCGCCAGCGGUGCGUACCACUAAAGCCAGUCGACUGCGUGCCGCAGCGCUCGACCGCAAAAAAGAGGAGGAUCAGCAGCAGCAGCGCCCACGUUUCAGUUCUCCCAGUGCUCUGCGAACGAACUCAAUGCCGCCGGCUCGACGACUGAGCAGCUCGGAACUGUCGCCCAACUACAGCGGAUUCAGGUCCGAGCCCAGCGGCAGUGCCGCCCGUCUGCAGCCACCGGCACGGUCCGCUUCACAGCCGUCGGAGCCCCUCGAGCGCCGUCCACUGGUGGCCACGGCCAACAACGUGAUCAUGAAGCAGAAUCUGUGCGAGCUACACUUCACGGGCGGCAUACUCAGUCCUCCGAAGGUGGAGUGCACGUUGCGCAUGCGUCCCCGGAGCUCCACACUGUGCGACGAAACGGAGCAUGAGAGCGGAAGUGCUGCGACGAGCAGGCCACGUGAUAAUCUGACCAACUCUAAACUGAGUCCCGUGCAAAAGCACAAGCAAACCCCGGAAGCCUCACCCCUGCCACGUCGCGGCGGCGAUCGCGAUAAAUCGGCCAAGCGUAAAUCAAACCUGAACCGAUCCCACAAUGAGGAAGCCACCAAGGAUAGCGAUGAGACUGCAUCUGUGCGUAGACGACGACGUCGCGAACUGGGCAUGGCUCGCCCGCUGCUGCCAGGGGAUGACAAGUCGCUGCGAGAGUUGCUGCAGUCGCCGCAGAAGAGCUCCUGCAGUGAGUCCACCUCCAAGUCGGAGUCGUUGCGUCAGGCACGCGGCAUUAGCCAGAAGCUCAACGAGCGCACCAAAACGGAGCUGGCCGAGAUCAAAAAGAUUGCCGAACAGGCGCAGCAGCCAGAUGAGACAUGCAACGAGCAGCAGCCAGUCGAUCUGAAAAUGUCGCCCAUACUGCGACGCAAGAGCACGGAUGAGCUGGCUGCCUCGGCGGCAACAACACAGAAUUCACCGCCCGCACCCAACCAGAUUGUCUCCAUAUUGAAGAAGAAGGAGCACGCGUUCGGAGAGUGCUACUCGAGCGCUUCCAGCAAUGCCUCGCCGGUAACCUUCUCCGCCACGGUGCUGGACACGCCGCUGGCGAGCAGCCGCAGCAAGCGCCAAGGCAUACUGAAGAAGCGAUCCAGCCUGGACGAAUCGCGCUACUAUUCGCGCUCCCAUUCCCCGGACGAACGUAGCAUUCUCAUCAAGUCGGCACGUCGAAAUUCACUGGAGGAGUCGGGCAGCGCCCUGAGUCCCGGCCAGGCACACGGCAUCCUCAAGCAGAGCAGCUACGAAAUCACCAAGAGCGAGGGCUGCCCCUCGGCAAAUGAAUGCCAGCCUCAUAGCAUAUUGAAGAAGAAGGACUCGCUGUCGACGCCCUCGGAUGGCUGUGCGCACAUAUCCAAGCAUGUGUCUAUCUCGCAGGCAGUUACGUUGGCCGCCGCCGAGCUAGCCGCACAGCCGAUCAUAGGCCCUGAGGAUGGGGAGGAACAUGAAAUACGACCCAUACUUAAGCAGGAGAGCACCUCUAGCGAGGAGGCGACGCGCCCGCCAAAGCCCAUUCUCAAAAAGAAAUCAUUCGGUGAGGCGGACGAGCACGAGAUUCGUCCCAUACUCAAGAGCAGUCGCAAGAGCAGCCGCGAGGAGUUCGACCUUAAUGAGGUUACCCAGGAAGCCCAUGACCCGAAUGCCUGUGAGGCAGCCGCCAUGCGUCCCAUAUUGAAAACUGAUUCGCCAUCCAAGCGUCGCUCGCUCUGUUCCAUGCAAGCUAAAGAUGAGGACAGCUCGGCAAGUCUACUCAAGCGACGCACACGCUCGCUCGAGCGUCAGGAUGCGCCGCCCCACAUGGACCUGGCUGCCGCCUUGGAUGCUAUAACCAACUCGCAGGCGACAGUCACACCCCUCACGCCCAUUGACCUGGCAUCGACACCAUCGAACAUCUCGGUAGCCGAGCGCAUCAAGCACAUGGAAAUGCUCUCGACACCCACUUCCCAAUCAGCUGGCGGCGCAGCUGUUGGCAUAAACAGCAGCUGGGAAUCCCCGCUGCAGCACGACUCGAGCCUCACGCCAAAGCUGCUCAAGCCCAGCGUUCUGCGCCGGGAUCUCUACAAGGAUCGCUUCAAGACGCAGCCCGUAACCAGCGAGGAGAAGAGCUUCUUUAAAGCGAACUCCGCGCCAUUUGACAUUUCGGCAACGUCGGCCUUUAAGCCUACCAAGCCGCUGGACAUUCGCGUCGGAGCGCACCUUCAGCAGCAGCAGCAACAGCAACAACAACAGCAACAACAGCCGUUAAUUUCGCCUAUCACCGGACAACCGUUAAGCCACGUGCCGGCCCCCCUGCUGCUCUCCUCGUCGACGCUUUCAACCGCCGGCAGCUCAUACCGUUUGGCGCGCAGCUCAACGCAGCCGCUGCAGUCGCCGCGCGUUGUUCACCUCGCCGCCCAGGGUGCAGGCACUUCGCCAUCCACGUCCAGUUUGAUAAAUUCGCCGCAGUCUCUCCUGCGCCAGCACUCGGUCAGCGUCAGCGACAGCGUCAGCCUUAGCGAACAGUUGACCGUGUCCGUGGGAAACGACAGCGAACACAUCUUCGAGAUGUCCGGCUUGGACAAUGACUCGGCGUUGGGCGAAGAUGCAUCCACAGCCACCCAAUCGAGCUGCAUAGGCGUGGGCGUGGCACGCAGCAGCAGCGUUCGCGCGCGUGCCAACAUGUUCCAGCAGUUGCAGGAGCAAUCGCGCAGCCGUCGGGAGGCGGCCGGUAGAGAGCAGUUGCCGUCGCAAUCGCGCUCACUGGCCAACAGUCAAGCAACUUCUCACCACUCGCCGCCGCCGUCGGCAAUAGUCGACGGUGUUGCUCUGCACACUUCGGUAUUGAACGACGAAUCGAGUACGCCAAAUACAACGCAGGAUGCAACCGAUGCCGAGUUCGGUAAGCCCGCCGAGUGUCUUAGGGGCAUAAUAAAGAGUGGUAAGCCCUUAGGCGGCAUGGGUCGCGGUCUCAUGCCCAUCGAUCUCAAUGCGGAGCUCAAGAGUCGCCUGCAGCGCUCCACCCAUGCAACUGUCUCCAAUCUGCGCAAGUCGGCGACCACAGCAAAUCCGACGCGAGCCGCCGGCCCAGACGAAACCGACAAUAGCUCAACGAAUCCGCAGCGCAACCUGGCCCAGAUAUUGCGUAAUGUGCCCAAGGAGAAUGCUGCGCAGCACGAUGAUACUGUCAGUUUGGUGCGUAACCUCUCCUCGAUAGGUUCGCCGCAUAUCGCCGCCGCAGCCGAUGCGGCUGCCGGCCACAAUAACUGUGCCUCCGCCUCCGAAGGCGAAAGCUCCGGCGGCCGAGAGAUCGAGGCCAUCAUUAAGAACAGCGCCGUUGCCCGACGCCGACGCCAGCAGCAGCAGCAAGAGCAACAGCAGCCAGAUGGUUGUCUUUGCAGCAAUCUCAUUGCAAAAAGCAAAAGUUACUCGGGCAUAGCAGCAGCACCUAGUGGCACAGGCCCCCACCUGCCUUCAGCUGGCGCCCGUGGCUUUGUCAAGUUGCGUCAUGUAGAUUCCGAUAAGCCGAGCACAUCAACCGAGGAAUCAACCCAAUCGCAACCAGAUAACCAAGAAGACACACUACUCAACAAAGACUCCACAGAAGACCCAGCUAUAGAUAAUAUGGGUCCCGAUCAGCGCAAUAUUGUCAAGACUGGCUCCAUUGCCGAGCGCUUGGCAGCGCUGCAGAAGAGCGGCGAGGAUGACUGGAAAAGACGCGUCAACAAGCGGGAUGAGGUCGAUGUUAUUCGACGCGAAAACUUUGUCAAUGAAUCACUUUCUCUGGCCCACUCCAUAUCGGACAAGACGUUGCCGCCGUCGCAUCUAAUCGUGGCCAGCCUCGAAGGCGGCAAUGUUUCGGAACGCCUGGGUAAACUCAAGUCAAACUCGGAGAAUUGGAAGCAGCGUAUAGAGCAAACCGAUGCUAAGAAGUUCACAGUCGCUGGACGACUGCAGAAAAAGGCUCAAUCGCCAGCUGAGCUACAAUUCGAGCGCCUGCCCAAUGAUGCGCCCAAAAAGUGCCCAAUGUUGGAGGUGCGCAGUACCAAUCAGCCGCAGCUGGGUUUGGCCAAGAGCCCCUCCAUGAUGGUGAUGACCUGUUCGAAAACGACCUCAACGCAGCGCAGCUUGAGCGUCAAUGCUGAGGAGACUUUGCCACUGAGUCGCAGCAACAGCAGCAGCUCCGAGUCGGAUGGGGAACGCUGCUCGCCCCACAAUGCCAAGCAGAGCAAGGAGCUGGCCAACAACAAGAGUGUGGCCGCAGCCACAAAUGUGGGCGCCCGAAUCCAAGUGCCGCGUCUCGAUGAUGAGGAGACCUUCGAGAACUUCUUCAUCGUCCACCCCAAGAGCCAAACAAAAGAGCAAUCCCAGCUGGACAUAAGCGCUUUUGAUAGUAUAAAGCCCACUGAGCGCCUGGUUAGCAAGCGCAACAUUCAGGGUCCCAAGGGGCGGCGAGCCGCACGCAAUCCUCUAAAGACUUUGGCAGCCCGCAGCGACAUCUGCUCGGAGUAUACGGAACUCAAUACGGGCGUUGCCGAGCGUGAGGUGCGCCGUCUCAAGCUGGAAUCAUUUGGACAACGCAGCAACUUGGCAACAGAAGCCAUUGCAGGCCUGGCAUCCACCGAAGACUUCAAGUCGGUGGCUCUGAAGUCCUCAUCAUUGCCGUUGCAGCAAAUGUGGCUGCCCUACAAGCGCGUGAUGCUGCUGCACGUCAAGGGACGCACCCAUGUCCAGACGCGUCUGGUAGCGCCCGUGCCAACAUCCAUGAAUCGUGGCGAUUGUUUCAUUUUGGUCGCUGGAGCACAUCUUUUUCGAUAUGUGGGCUCCUUUGCCAACGUAAUUGAGAUCUCGCGCAGCAAAAAGAUCUGCGCUGCCAUAGUAGAGAACAAGGAUCUGGGCUGCACAGCCACCCAGGAGCUAAUACUCACCGACGGUAAAUACGUCAAUGAGCGUCAAUGGCGUCAGUUCUGGUCGCUUCUGGGCGAGUCGAAGGGGCAACAGCAGCAGUUGGCCAUCGCUGACUGCGGCCAUGAGGAUGAGGAUGAUGUAUUCGAGAGCAGUCUGAUAGAGACGAACAAGAUUUACGAGUUCCAUGACGAUGGCCUGGUGCCCCUGGCCAAGUACUGGGGCUGCAUACCAAAGGUUGAAAUGCUGGAUACACGCAAGGUGCUUGUAUUUGACUUCGGCAGCGAGCUGUAUGUGUGGAACGGCAAGAACGCGCCUACAGAUGACAAGCGGGCGGCCAUGCGUCUCGCUCAGGAGCACUUUGACGCCUCCGAUGUCGUAGACUUUGCCCAGUGCUAUCUGAAUCCGAUCAACUAUGCGUCUAUUGUGGGCAGGCGCGAGAGCACCACGUACGCUAAGCGCUGCGCUCAGCGGCCAGAGUGGUGCGUGCUGGGGAAGAUAACGCAGAACAUGGAGACGGUGCUGUUCAAGGAGAAGUUCAGCGACUGGCCGGAGCUGGAGCACGAGGAUCUCGAGAAGGACUAUUUGGCAAAUGGUGUUCAUGUUGUGCACGCACUCAACGGCGCAGUCCUGCAGAAGGGCGAGCCUUACCAGGAACCCAAUCUUGUGCUGGAGCAAGCAAACUUGGGUCGUGGCAAUUUCUUCUACGACAACGACACCAUGCGGCACUUUGAUAUUAUCACCAAAUCUACUGACAAAUGGCAGAUACACGAGUUCAACUUCGAUGCUGCCGAGGCGCACAAGAACUACGGACACUUCUAUUCCGCGGAGAGCUACAUUGUGCGAUGGAUUUACCAGAUUUCAGUUACGGUACGGGAACUGAGUGGCAAGGUGUCGAAGCGCAGCACUGUUGGCCGCGAUCGCUGCGUCUAUUUCACCUGGCAGGGUAAGGACUCGAGUGCCAAUGAGAAGGGCGCCGCUGCUCUGCUGACCGUCGAACUGGAUAAGGAAAAGGGUGCCCAAAUCCGUGUGGCGCAAGGCGACGAGUCGCCCGCCUUUGUACGACUCUUCCGCCAGCUUUGGCAGCAUCAUGGUCGCAAAGUGCAAUGUCUGGCCAAGCGAGCCGCGUGGCGUCUCUACCAGAUACAAGGCAAUCUACCAGAGGAAUCGCUUAUAAAGGAAGUUCAAUGCGAUGCCUGCCAGCUCCGUUCGCGUAGCUCCAUGCUCCUCAUACUAGGCUCAGAGGGACGCGUGCUCGUUUGGCAUGGCUGCAAGAGCGCAGAGCAUACUCGUGCCGUCGCCUUAGCUGCAGCACAGCACGUAGCACAUCAGCUGCCUGAGGAUUUGUUCAGCUGUGCAAGCGUCACAGUCCAAGAACAGGAGGAGGGUGCCGAGUGCGAUGUCUUCAAAACGAUCCUUCGCAUUGGAGAGGAGCGCAAUUAUGGUAGUCUGCUGAAGUCGAUCAAAUGCUAUGACUACACACUAAGGAUUUUUAACUUAUCGAGCACACAAGGCAUAUUUAAGGCACACGAGCUGAUCGAUCCGCUGCGUUGCCGGAAUCUGCAUUCGCCUUAUCCCUUCUCACAGUCGCAGCUGUACAAUGCGCGCCAGCCGACUAUUUACCUGCUAGACGAUGGGGACGAACUGUGGCUCUGGAUGGGCUGGUGGCCACUGGAGGACAUCAAGAUCAACUCCGAGGAUCGCAGCAGCCCCACCAAUGACAAUCGUGCGGGUGUGAACCGUUGGAUCUCAGAGCGACGAGCCGCUCUAGAAACGGCCGUCGACUAUUGGCGUGCGAAGCACGGCGAUAAUGAGACGGUUUCCUUCCACGGCACCAAGGGCUACGUUGUUUGGGCAGGCCUGGAGCCGUUGGCCUUCAAAGCUUUAUUUCCUGAUUGGUCUGAGCGUAACAAUAUUCGUGAAAUUAACCUCGAGGAUGGUCGGACUGAUGUACCCACGUCCAUCAGUGAAAUGCUCGCACAAAUGACUCAAACCGAAUACCCGCUUGAGGUGCUGAAGGCGCGUCCGCUGCCAGAGGGCGUGGAGCCCACACGUCUGGAGCUCUACCUAAACACAAAUGAAUUUCAACACGCACUCGGCAUCAGCCGCUUGGAGUUCGAUCAGCUGCCCGUGUGGAAGCAAACGAAGCUGAAGAAGGACCGGGGUCUUUUCUAAACAAACACUAAAAUGUGACCAUAUAGACUUACACGUGAACGCAAUCACAAAAUACUUUUGUAACGAAAUAUUUUCUAACUAUCUUUGAAAACGUACAUACUUAUGUAUUCUUCCAAAACUAUUUACAAAUACCACACGCACACCUGUGGGCACAUCUUUAUAUACUCUCGUACUUUAUACAGUCAUCGUAUAUACAUAUUUAUAUACAUAACUAUAACCUAACCUAUAACUUUUUACACCGAUUUAUAUCACAUGAUAGCAGCUUAAUGUGUAUUCAGACAACACAAAGAUUAUCACGAAAUAACACUGGUCUAUCAACAAACGUAGAAUUUAAUUACAUAUAUGUACAUAAAAAUUUUAUGUGCUUUGUUCUUAACAAAUUGACAAAUUUGCCAUUGUUAAUUUGAAUACAGCACAGAAAAAAUUAAGGUAAAAUACCAUUGCUCUCUUUA
Messenger RNA from Drosophila virilis, 15050 nucleotides. It is a transcript of the gene Svil, whose product is annotated as Supervillin. Gene Ontology annotation, biological process: barbed-end actin filament capping; cytoskeleton organization; actin filament severing. Gene Ontology annotation, cellular component: cytoplasm; actin cytoskeleton. Gene Ontology annotation, molecular function: phosphatidylinositol-4,5-bisphosphate binding; actin filament binding. The record is from RefSeq and is a predicted model, not a curated record. Lineage: Eukaryota; Metazoa; Arthropoda; Insecta; Diptera; Drosophilidae.